Molecule: messenger RNA, 1327 nt
Organism: Cuscuta campestris
Lineage: Eukaryota; Viridiplantae; Streptophyta; Magnoliopsida; Solanales; Convolvulaceae
Source: the annotation of a GenBank genome assembly
GUAUUUUAGAAGGGGUACAAUUAAAUCCAGAUGGAGGGAGUAUGUGUUAAGUGCUCAUACUCCGGCAGUCCGGCUAUUAUGUGUUAUUGACUUAUUAAAAAUGGUAUUCAUUGGCCUAUAUGGUCUGUCAAGUGUUGGACUUAUCUUCCCGUUCAAUUUUUAUUUGUUUGUGUUUAAGUUGGCUUUUGUAAACUUCUCUUUCUUCUUACUUUGUAUGUAGUAUAAAGUUUUGGACAGUAAAUGCAACAAUGCAUCUAGGGUCUAAUGGAACAAACUCUAUUUUUCACAUGGGAAAACACAUUUGAUAAUCUGGCCAGAGUAUGUGAAUGAGCUGAUUGAAGCAGAUGGAAGUGGCGGGAAAGAACUUUGUUCCGGAACAUUCUUAAACCCAGGGUCAUGGGAAGCUGCCCUACUUGCGGCUGGUACAACAUUGUCUGCAAUGAAACACAUACUUGAUGGAGGUGGGAACAUUGCCUACUCUUUGGUGAGGCCGCCCGGCCAUCAUGCCCAACCAUCUCAAGCCGAUGGCUAUUGUUUCCUCAACAAUGCUGGCCUUGCAGUGCAACUAGCUCUAGAUUCUGGCCACACAAAGGUUGCAGUUAUUGACAUUGAUGUCCAUUAUGGGAAUGGGACUGCUGAAGGGUUUUAUUGUUCUGAUAAGGUUCUUACGAUCUCUCUUCAUAUGGAUCAUGGAUCGUGGGGCCCAUCUCAUCCGCAGAAGGGUACCGUGGAUGAGCUUGGUGAGGGCAAAGGGUUUGGGUAUAAUUUGAAUAUACCCUUGCCUAAUGGAACGGGAGAUAGGGGUUAUUGUUGUGCCAUGACGCAGUUAGCCAUCCCUGCGAUCGAGAAGUUUGAGCCUACUUUGAUAGUUUUUGUUGUAGGCCUGGACUCGAGUGCAUUUGAUCCAAAUGGAAGGCAAUGCUUGACAAUGGAGGGUUACAGGGAGAUAGGAAGGAAUGUUCGUGGCCUUGCAGACAAAUAUAGCAAUGGGAGACUAUUAAUAGUCCAAGAAGGCGGGUACCACAUCACUUAUUCAGCUUAUUGCCUGCAUGCCACUCUCGAAGGCGUUCUCAAUGUUCCUGAACCUCUAUUGUUUGAUCCUAUUGCUCAUUACCCCGAAGAUGAAUCGUUCCCCACAAAAGUUAUCGAGGCAAUAAAAAACUACCAGAAAGAUGCAGUCCCAUUCUUGAAGGAUUAGUCAUGAGGCGCUUACGAAAGAUGCACUUUCCUUCCUGAAUUAUGUAAGUAUGUAACAACAGAGUAUAUCUUCUAAAAAAUUGUCAUAGGAAAUCACAAUUUUAUAGGAUAAGAAAUAACUUGUUUCCUC